Molecule: messenger RNA, 1215 nt
Organism: Hippocampus comes (tiger tail seahorse)
Lineage: Eukaryota; Metazoa; Chordata; Actinopteri; Syngnathiformes; Syngnathidae
Product: phospholipid hydroperoxide glutathione peroxidase, mitochondrial-like
Exons: 7
Biological process (GO): response to oxidative stress
Cellular component (GO): nucleus; mitochondrion
Molecular function (GO): phospholipid-hydroperoxide glutathione peroxidase activity; glutathione peroxidase activity
Source: RefSeq, a predicted model, not a curated record
UGGGGCUAAUAAAUGACGUAACAACGGUCGUUCGUGUCAUCAGCAUGUGGUUAGUGCGAACGCCUUCCGUGUUGUUAGCUUUGCUGGGAAGCAGAGGAGUGAUCCGUGCAAUGUGUGCCCAAAUGAAAGACUGGCAAAGUGCCAAGUCCAUCUAUGAAUUCUCUGCCAAGGAUAUUGAUGGAAAUGAAGUGUCUCUAGAAAAAUACAGGGGCUAUGUGUGCAUCAUUGUAAACGUUGCCUCCAAAUGAGGAAAGACCAGAGUAAACUACACUCAGCUUGCGGAAAUGCACGCUUCCCUGGCUGAGAAGGGUUUACGCAUCCUGGGAUUCCCAUGUAAUCAGUUUGGAGGACAGGAGCCGGGAACUGAGGCGGAGAUUAAAGAGUUUGCUAAAGGUUUCAAUGCAGACUUCGACCUCUUCAGUAAAAUUGAUGUGAAUGGAGACAACGCUCAUCCUCUUUGGAAGUGGAUGAAAGCGCAGCCGAAGGGAAAGGGAACAUUUGGAAAUAACAUCAAAUGGAACUUCACAAAGUUUCUUAUCAACAAAGAGGGACAAGUGGUGAAGCGCUACGGUCCAACAGACGAUCCCGUCGUGGUGGAAAAGGAUCUGCCUUCGUACUUGUAAUACAACUAUCUCCGAUGUGUAUGACCGCUUGUGGAUCUCCCAUAUGGACUUGAGGUUGUUGGUGUAUGGGUGUCUGGACCAAUGACGGCUUGCCCGUGAACCCGAUUAUUGGGAUGGGCAGGUCUGAUGACUCAGCGUGCAGCUCUCCUCCAGACUUGCCACUACACCACCCUACAAGACCAUAUAAAUAGAGAUUUGUUAGUGAUCUAACCUGAGGAAGAUUUUUUUUCGAAAUUACAAGAAUUUAAGCAGCCAUUCCUUCUAUGUAAUCAGUGAUCUGUGGUGUUUAGGAUUUUGUGUACAGUACUUUCAUUAUGCCAGCUGCCCAUCAAAAGCAGAAGAUACCGUCAUCCACUGACAUCCCCAAGCUACUGACUAUGGCUGCACUGAACCAAAAAGGCGUUGUUGGAAUCGCGUUUCAAAUUAAUGCUUGUGCUUUGCAUUCACGUGCUUGUUAGAAUUAUGGGGUCAUGGCCUUUAGGGCUUAACAUUUAUCUGUACUUAUCAAGUAAAAAAGAUGCCGAAUCUGCUGUAAUUGUUGCUGUAUAAUAUUAGAGUUACUUUGCAGAGAAUUAAAAAGUCAAAACAUGAA